Molecule: messenger RNA, 1605 nt
Organism: Geodia barretti
Lineage: Eukaryota; Metazoa; Porifera; Demospongiae; Tetractinellida; Geodiidae
Source: the annotation of a GenBank genome assembly
AUGCUGAAAGAAACAGACUUGACUAGCCGUAGUUCUGCCGCAGAUGUCAACGCCGCCGCGCAUGUUCAGCGUGAGUCGGUCGUUGUCAUAGAUUUCGGUUCGCAGUACAGCAUGCUUAUCGCUCGCCGAGUGCGCGAGAGCAGCGUCUAUUGCGAGAUUAUCCCGCACACCGCCGAUUGGGAUUCGGUCGCGUCCCUCAAUCCUAAAGGAAUCAUACUUUCAGGCGGUCCCGCCAGCGUCUAUGAGGCCAAUGCACCGCUCGCGCCUUCCUGGGUGUAUGACUCCGGACUGCCCGUGCUCGGCAUCUGCUACGGUAUGCAGGCUAUGGCGCACCAACUCGGCGGCAAGGUGGCUCCUACUUCUCGCAAAGAGUACGGUCACGCCGUCAUGCAACGAAGCGCAGGCGAUGACCCUAUCUUCAAAGACCUUCCUCAAUCCAUGUCCGUGUGGAUGAGCCACGGCGACCAGAUUAGCGAAACGCCGCCCGGCUUCCGGUCCCUCGCCCGCUCCGAAAACUCGCCAAUCGUCGUGAUGGGCAACGGCGCGGGUAUGUUGGGAUUACAGUUUCACCCAGAGGUCGUCCAUACUCCUCAGGGCAAAACGAUCAUCGAGAACUUCCUAUACCAAAUUUGCGGCUGCGCUCCUCUCUGGACACCCGGAAACUUCGUCAGUGACAGCAUCGAGCGGGUGCGCGAGCAGGUCGGCGGCGGCAAGGUCAUAUGCGCCCUGUCCGGCGGUGUUGAUUCCGCUGUGGUUGCUGCGCUCAUCCAGAACGCCAUUGGCGACCGCCUCACGUGCAUCUUCGUGAAUAACGGAAUGAUGCGCAAGGGUGAGCCGCAGGCUGUUCGCGACACAUUCCAGCGCCACUUCAAUGCGAACUUGGUGUACGCCGAUGCCACCGAGAACUUCCUCGGCGCGCUCCGGGGCGUCAUAGACCCCGAGCAGAAGCGCAAAAUUAUCGGCGAAGAGUUCAUUCGCGUUUUCGACGAGGAAGCCGCCCGUAUCGGCGCCGUUGACUUCCUCGCACAAGGUACGCUCUAUCCUGACGUCAUCGAAAGCGAGACGACGGAUAACUCCGUGUCCGCGAAAAUUAAGUCCCAUCACAAUGUCGGCGGACUGCCUGAGCACAUGAAGCUCAGCCUUGUCGAGCCGCUGCGCUACCUGUUCAAGGAUGAGGUGCGCGGUGUGGGCUUGGAGCUUGGCUUGCCUGAAGAGAUCGUUUAUCGGCAGCCCUUCCCCGGUCCUGGCCUCGCAAUUCGCAUCAUCGGCGAAGUCACCCACGACAAGCUGAAUGUCCUGCAGGAGGCAGAUGCCAUCGUAAUGGAUGAAGUCCGCAGGAACGACCUCUACCGCGAAAUCUGGCAGAGCUUUGCCGUCCUGACUGACACGCGCAGCGUGGGUGUAACCGGCGACUUCCGCACCUACGGACAUGUCAUCGCCAUCCGCGCCGUCAGCAGCGAGGACGCCAUGACAGCGGACUGGGCGCGCAUCCCAUACGAUGUGCUGGGGCGCAUCUCCAACCGAAUCGCCAACGAAGUGCCAGACGUCAACCGUGUCGUAUACGACAUUACCAGCAAGCCGCCGGGUACAAUCGAGUGGGAGUAG